Messenger RNA from Chiloscyllium plagiosum (whitespotted bambooshark), 3964 nucleotides. The record is from RefSeq and is a predicted model, not a curated record. NCBI's taxonomy places the organism in Eukaryota, Metazoa, Chordata, Chondrichthyes, Orectolobiformes, Hemiscylliidae.
GCUUGGCCGAGCUCGGAGCACCACGCACACUCUGCGCCGGUACCAUGAGCAGCGAGAGCUGCAGCCUGUCUCCCCAGCUUCAGCACUGCAGCACCACAGCUACUGAAGACACAGCAUGGCGGGGGGAAGGAAAGGACUUGUUGCCCCUCAGAACACUUUUUUGGAAAAUAUUGUCAGACGUUCCAAUGAUACAAAUUUUGUGCUUGGGAAUGCCCAAAUAGUGGACUGGCCUAUUGUAUACAGUAAUGAUGGGUUCUGCAAACUGUCUGGAUACCAUCGAGCAGAGGUUAUGCAAAAAAGCAGUACUUGCAGUUUCAUGUUUGGAGAGUUAACAGAUAAAGAAACAAUUGAAAAAGUACAGCAGACAUUUGAAAACUACGAGAUAAACUCAUUUGAAAUCCUUAUGUACAAAAAGAACAGGACUCCAGUGUGGUUCUUUGUGAAAAUUGCUCCAAUUCGAAAUGAGCAAGACAAGGUGGUACUAUUUCUUUGCACAUUCAGUGAUAUCACAGCGUUCAAACAACCCAUUGAAGAUGAGUCGUCUAAAGGCUGGGGUAAAUUUGCCCGUUUGACAAGAGCCCUUACAAGUAGCAGAGGUGUUCUACAGCAGCUUGCUCCAACUGUACAUAAAGGGGAAAGUGUUCAUAAACAUUCACGGCUGGCUGAGGUAUUACAACUUGGGUCUGAGAUCCUUCCACAGUACAAGCAAGAGGCACCAAAGACUCCACCACAUAUAAUCUUGCAUUACUGCGCAUUCAAAACUUCCUGGGAUUGGAUCAUCCUGAUUCUGACCUUCUACACUGCAAUCAUGGUUCCAUACAAUGUCUCUUUCAAGACUAAGCAGAACAAUGUGACUUGGUUGGUUGUUGACAGCAUAGUUGAUGUAAUCUUCUUAGUAGACAUUGUCCUCAAUUUUCAUACCACCUUCGUUGGACCAGCAGGAGAGGUCAUUUCAGACCCGAAGCUCAUCCGUAUGAAUUAUUUGAAGACUUGGUUUGUAAUAGAUCUCCUCUCCUGUCUGCCGUAUGAUGUCAUCAACGCAUUUGAAAAUGUAGAUGAGGACUGCAAUCAUCAUGCUGUAACCAAAGGCAUCAGCAGUCUCUUCAGCUCCCUCAAAGUUGUUAGGCUUCUUCGCUUGGGCCGAGUAGCUCGGAAGUUGGACCAUUACAUUGAAUAUGGAGCGGCUGUAUUGGUACUGCUUGUGUGUGUUUUUGGGCUUGCAGCACAUUGGCUGGCUUGUAUCUGGUACAGCAUUGGGGAUUAUGAAGUGAUCGAUGAAGAAUUAAACAGGAUCAGAACAGAUAGCUGGCUCUACCAAUUAGGAGAAACCAUAGGAAUGCCGUAUCACUUUAAUACAAGUGGGACGGAAAAAUGGGAAGGUGGACCAAGUAAAGACUCAGUGUACAUUGCCUCACUCUACUUUACAAUGACCAGCCUCACCAGUAUUGGCUUUGGUAAUAUUGCUCCAACAACCGAUGGCGAGAAGAUUUUUGCUGUGGCUAUGAUGAUGAUUGGCUCUCUCCUGUAUGCAACCAUCUUUGGUAACGUGACGACGAUCUUCCAGCAAAUGUACGCGAAUAGCAACAGAUAUCAUGAGAUGUUGAACUGUGUCCGAGAUUUUUUGAAGCUUUAUCAGGUGCCCAAAGGCCUCAGUGAGCGUGUCAUGGACUACAUUGUUUCUACUUGGUCAAUGUCGAAAGGAAUUGAUACAGAAAAGGUUCUAGAAAUUUGCCCAAAGGACAUGCGAGCAGACAUUUGUGUCCACUUAAACCGCAAAGUGUUCAAGGAGCACCCAGCAUUUAGACUUGCAAGCGAUGGCUGUCUCCGGGCUCUGGCAAUAGAGUUUCAAACCAUUCAUAGUGCUCCAGGAGAUUUAAUUUACCAUGCAGGCGAAAGCGUGGACAACCUUUGUUUUGUGGUUUCCGGGUCCUUGGAAGUAAUUCAAGAUGACGAAGUUGUUGCAAUCCUAGGGAAGGGAGAUGUAUUUGGAGAUGUUUUCUGGAAGGAAAAUACCCUUGCGCAGUCAUGCGUCAAUGUUAGAGCCCUGACUUAUUGUGACCUUCAUGUUAUCAAAAGAGAUGCCUUGCAGAAAGUACUGGAAUUUUAUACAGCCUUUUCAAACUCCUUUUCAAGAAACCUUAUCCUAACAUAUAAUCUUAGAAAAAGGAUUGUGUUCAGGAAGAUCAGUGAUGUGAAGCGUGAAGAAGAAGAAAGAAUGAGGAGAAAGAAUGAGGCUCCAUUAAACCUGCCUCCCGACCAUCCUGUACGCAGACUUUUUCAAAGGUUUAGACAACAGAAGGAGGCUCGUUUAGCAGCAGAAAGAUUGAAGGAUGUUAAUGAUAUCGAGAAAGGCAUUGCACAGUUAGAUGGCCAUGUAGCAAAUGCUGCAGCAACAACCAGUGUAGUUACAGUAACUGAAAGUCCAGCAACUCCAGUCCCUUCACAAGUGGUUAGAGCCUCGACAUCAGAGACAUCAGAUCAGGAUAAACUGCAGGCCCCAACAUCUGAGCAAUUUGCAGCUGCUAGACAAUCUGGUGAAUCCAGUAAGCGAAAGGGUUGGUCAAAAUUUAAAGAUUCUACUUCUAAAGCAGAAGACUGGAAUAAAGUGUCAAAGGCAGAAUCGAUGGAGACUUUACCAGAAAGAACUAAAACACAUGAGGAGAUGUCUUUGAGAAAAACAGAUUCAUGUGAUAGUGGUAUCACAAAGAGCGAUCUGAGAUUAGACAACGCAGGAGAAACAAGGAGCCCCCAGGACCGAAGCCCUGUGCAGACGGAGGCAAAGCACACUUUUUAUCCAAUUCCUGAACAAACCCUUCAAGCAACCAUUUUAGAAGUAAAAUGUGAGCUGAAACAGGACAUAAAGUCCCUGAAUAACAAGAUCACCAAUAUUGAAAAACAACUUUCAGAAAUACUGAGAAUAUUAAAUGCAAGAUCCUCAAAUUCGCCACAGGAAAUAUUUGAAAUAUCAAGACCAACAACCCCAGAAUCUGAUAAGGAAGACCAACAGUUCUAGCUGAAGAGCCUUUAAGUGACAAAAAUCAAACAUGGGAAAAUUCAGGUGUCAUUUGCUAAACAUUAUCCAGUUUGAAGAUGAGCUGUCCAGAGUGCUGAAAUGAUGGGACUUAAUUGUGCUUGUUUUCUGAUUUCUGGGAGGAAUGCACAAACACAUGUGCACCUCAUUGACAGAAUGACAGCUGAAGAAAACUACUUUUGUUUUUACUGAUUUUCUACAUUGCAUAUUUUGAUUAAUUUUAAGGACAUAAAAUUACGAACAGUUAUUCUAUAAAUAUCUUUGCAUGUGGCUUAUUAUGACAUUUCAUGGAAAUACUUGCUGAAAAAAUAUUGAUAAUUUAAGAUUCCUUAUUUUGUAGCAUAAUGUCCACAUAGCUCCUCUAUUUAAUUGGGAUAACCAAAGGAACUUUUGGAGUUUUUACAGAUCUGUACUGUGUUUCUUCAGAUUAAAUAUUUAUCACUUUUUUUCUAGAUUAUACACAAAACAUAUCACUUCUUUAUGCUCCAUGUAGCUUUAUUUUUCCCAGGACAUCGAUAUAUUUUUGAUUAUUUAUUAAUUGCAGGAAAGUUACAGCUGAAGACCAACUUCAAUGUUGCUGCUUUGCAGCUUUGGAUUUGGAUCUGCUUCUUGUUCAUAGUAACCUUUGCUUUGUUGAAGCAAUUCAAAUCAAACAGUACACUUUUUUUAAAAAAAAAGUUUUUUUGGACAGAAAUUUCAAAAGUAAAAAUGAUUUGUAAUUUUAGAACAUAGAAGGGUUGUCAGUUGUUUAUGUUCCCUUUCCUGUUGUUUCUGCCUGCAGUCUUCUCAUACCUUGGCUGUGUUUUUUUUAAAAUUGCUCAUUCUCACUUCUAAAGGCACAAAAUUAUGCCAUGUCAUUGUGCUUCUUCCAGAAAAAGUGGUGGAUGCGGGUACAGUUACAACAUUUAAUAGACAUUUAGAUAAGUAUAUGAA